Messenger RNA from Xiphias gladius (swordfish), 3645 nucleotides. RefSeq names its product kelch repeat and BTB (POZ) domain containing 3 (gene kbtbd3). The record is from RefSeq and is a predicted model, not a curated record. The coding region runs from base 456 to 2351 and encodes 631 amino acids. The transcript has 12 exons. Lineage: Eukaryota; Metazoa; Chordata; Actinopteri; Istiophoriformes; Xiphiidae. Gene Ontology annotation, molecular function: protein binding.
GUGUAGGUCAGAGCAGACUGCAUCAGCACAACAGCGGCUAAUUUUUGCCGCCUUACCGCAAACCACCAACGUUAAAAGCCUUACCGACAGGACAACUAGUACCAUUUAAAUUCCGCUAUUUGAGCUAGCCCGUUUAGCUUAGCCCGCUAGUUCCCCACUGUAGCCAACACCACGGAGGACAAUUGAAGGGAUACAGAGGAGAAAAAAAGACAGAAAAACCGAACAACUAGCGAGUCGACACAUGGACAUUUCUUCCCCUCCAUGAUAAACAGCGAACGAGACUUACCAAAGCAACUCGGUCGAACAAAAAACAAAGAUUCCCCGUGUGUGAACUCCUCAUAUUCAGUAAGUGAUGAAGCGUUAAGAGACACCGUAAAUCCAAUAUUACAGGCUUCCGGAAGUUGGAGUGGCAUGAGAAAGAGAGCUGUCCGAGGUGCUGACACUAAUUUGGGAAGAUGGAUGAAAAUCAAGAGUCAUCCUCUUGUAUCACCAACGCCCAAAACUCCAGCAGCAGCCCUCCCAGUAGUGAACCUGGCAGCGCUCCACAAUGCAACGGGGUCCCAGAGCACCGGACUCUGCUGCGGGUGUCUGAGUCCCACGGACUGCAGCUCCUGGGCGUGCUCAGAUCGUUGAGGGAGCGAGGCUUGCUGUUUGACUUCACCAUUAAAGUCCAAGAACGCAGUUUUCCCUGUCAUCGUUGUGUUCUUGCAGCAUGCAGUGAUUUCUUCAGGGCUAUGUUUGAGGUGGACAUGCGAGAGCGUGGUGAUGGUUCAGUGACUCUGGGUAACCAAUGUCCGGUGGCGGUCGGAUCGUUCCUUGACUUUGCCUACUCUGGAGAGGCACUCAUCACUGAAAGCAAUGUAGACAUGCUGUUUCAGCUUGCCUCCUUUCUGCAGGUAUCAGUCCUGUCCAGAGCGUGCAGUGACUUCCUGAUAGGAACCAUGGAUCUCUGUAACUGUCUGUCCCUCGUGUCCCUUGCUGAAGCCUAUGGCUCAGCCUCCCUCCUAAACAGUGCCAAUGAGUUUGUGGUUCAGAACUUCUCUGACCUUUCCAAAACCCAAGACUUCCUGGAUAUGCAGGUAAAUGUGUUGGAGGCAUGCCUAAGGUCAGAUGCUUUGAACAUGACCAGUGAGGAGGCAGUGGUGAUGUCACUUCUUAGAUGGAUACGGCAUGAUCUCCCAGGAAGACAGAAGUUGUUGACAGGACUGUUAUCUCUAACCAGACUGCACCAUAUACCUGCACCUGCACUAAAGACUCUGCGUAAUUCAGACACUCUGCUCAGUGAUGAUGAGUCCUGUGUCGCCCUGCUCUCAGAGGCCCAGCGCAGACAGACUCAGCACAACGGCCUCCUCACUGAUGCCAGGCCAGCCACUGCGCAGAGCUACAUUUACAUCCACAAGACGGAGGAGAACGGAGAGAUCCGCCAUACCUUCUGCUACUGUUUGGAAACAGACCAGUGGAAAGAGCUGGAAACAGGGCACGGGGAGGGAACAACCACACUCCCAGACCCACCUGGAUCAUACCUAACCAGCUAUGCUGAGAAGAUGUUUGUCACAGGUGGCUGUCGUGGAAACUGUUGCCGGGCAAUACGUCUCCAUGUGGCAGAACCAUUCCACGAUGCCACAGACGAGGUUUGGUGCUUCUGUCCUGUGACCCUAACCUGCACACCUGCACCGGUCAUGCUCAAGCCCCGCACCAUGCAUAUAGCUGUGACCUGCCUGAACCGAGUGUAUGUCAUUGGUGGACGGACCAAGGGACCCAGAGGAGGGGCUCCCAGCCUGCUGGAGGUGGAAUAUUAUAACCCUUUGACCCAGACCUGGUGCUCAGUCAGCCCGCUGCCCACUGCCAUCUUCUACCCUGAGGCCAGUACUUGUGGCAGCGUUAUCUAUACUCUUGGCUCAGAGGUGGAAAUCACGGACUCCUUCAACCCCUCACUGGACUGCUUCUUCUGCUAUGACGCCCAACAGGACCAGUGGAGCCGCCUGGUGGCAGAGUUUGGCCAGUUCUUCCAUGCUACACUGGUCAAAGCGGUGUCAAUUCAUAAUACACUGCACCUCUGUGACCUGUCCACUUAUAAGGUCUACAGUUUUUGUCCAGAGACCUGUGUGUGGAAGGGUGAAGGGUCAUUUGAGUGUGCCGGGUUCAAUGCUGGAGCAGUUGGUAUGAGAGACAGAAUCUACAUCUUGGGUGGAGAUUAUUCCCCUGAUGAGAUCACUGAUGAAGUUCAGGUGUACUACAGUGGGAGGAGUCAGUGGGAGGAAGUGGCACCCAUGCCCAGAGCACUCACUGAGUUCCACUGCCAGCUCAUCAGCUUCAACAGAUACAGAGACCCGUGGGGUGACACAGCAUGAUACACAGCAGACACACAAACAUGCACAACCACUCACCAAACAUGCGAGCGGAUGUACAUGUGUGUCGCGUGAUGUAAGUAACUACCCACGAUGAGUCUCCCUUGCCUUUCAAACCCGUACGCAUGAUGGAAAGCUAACACCUCAAGAGUGAUUGACAAUCAAGAGUUUGUCUCCAACUAACACCACAUCUCCUCUUACAGAUCAUCAUAACACGAGAGCACCUGAGCCAAAUGAUUUCUUUAUUUUUUUAUUUAAAGAUUUGAUUUCUUAAAAUUGUAUGUGUAAAGCAACUGCUGUCAUAGGCUCUUUGUAGUGUCAAUCUAAAUAUGGUCCCUCCCAUGGAGGAACCCUAUUGAGCAGAAGACUAUUUUAGAAAUCCUAUUUUAGUACCUGAAUAUUUUUUUUUGUCUGAUUAGUGUUUCAAAUGGAGAAUCCACUCAAAGAAGAACUCACGGUAUCUGUAAAUUUACCAGCUCUUACAGUUAGAAUAUAGAAAAUAAGACUUCAUUAUGUAAAACCUUUGAGGAUCUGUUUACAUUGCCUUGAGAAGGAAUUCAGCUUCCUUGACCUUACCUGAAUUCUGUGAUUUUGCAGCCUGAAUGGAUGAAGUUGUUGUGUCCUGGCAACAGUACACAAAAUAUGUUAUCAAGGGUCAAAAAGGGUCUCUAUAGGCACUUUGCCCUAUAAGAAAAACUCAUGAGAUGAAUGUAUAGUGGACUAUUUGAAAUCCCCCUCAACUAAAUGUGCAUCAGUUGAUAGUAAAGAUUAGAAAUUAGAAAUUAUUUUGUAAUAUUUUCAGAGAGUGGUUCUAUCAUAUGUGGCCUUUUCUAUAUUACUUUCCUGAUAAUCCUCUUGUAAUUCUUUUCUUCCAGCUGAUAGAGAGCUGCUCAUGUGUAUUAUACAAUUUACAACUCAACUAAAAUAGAUUCAUGGCAACACUGUGUAAAUUAUCUGGGUGGAUUUUCAUUUAAAAAAAAAAAACUUGCCUUUUUUCUGUUUCAGACUGUCGUGUAACCAUGCAUGCCCUGUUUUUCCUCUCAUGAUAUACUGCAUAUGGCAAUUCUACUGUACAUGUGACCACAGUUAAGAUCACCUGAUCUUCUUCAGUAAAUGCUUGUUUGAUGCAAAUGUCCAGCUUUACCCGUACCUAUAAAUCAUAAAGAAACACUCUGUAGCUUCAAAAAAUACAACAGCUUAAAGUUUCAGGAACCACAAGGAUAAAAAUAUAGCUUCAUGGUGUAAAUCAUGAAUUCACGUUUGUGUUGUAAAAAGAAAAAGAAUCCAACAUAUGAAA